Molecule: messenger RNA, 864 nt
Organism: Saprolegnia parasitica CBS 223.65
Lineage: Eukaryota; Oomycota; Saprolegniomycetes; Saprolegniales; Saprolegniaceae
Exons: 5
Coding region: 1-864 (287 amino acids)
Source: RefSeq, a predicted model, not a curated record
AUGGCCUGGCCACGCUUCGCCCUUGCGCUGUGGGCCUGCGCCGUCGCGCUGGUCGCCGCCGAUGUGCCCACGACGACACCGGGCUUUGUCUACAAGGGCGGCCUCGCGACGGCGCCCGUCCAGCUCGAGAUCUUCAUCGACCUCCUCUGCCCGUACUCCAAGGCCGCGUAUCCGGCCAUGAAGAAGCUCGAGGCGGCGUUCAAGGGCUCGGACCUGCGCAUCACGUUCCAGGUCCUGCCACUGCCCUUCCACAAGCACGCGUUCACGGUCGCGCAGUCGGCGGCGACGCUGACGCAUGUGCUCGGUAUCCAGACGUUUCCGCCGUGGCUAGAGACAAUCUACGCGAACCAAGACCGCCUCUACAACGCGCCCACGAAGGACAUGACCGCGGUUCAAGUCGUCGAUCUGCUCUUUGACUGGGCGAGCACCGCCUUUCCCAAGCUAACGAAAGAAGCGUGGUCGGCGCAGAUGACGGGCCAUGGCGGCAGUGACAUGGACGAGAAGACGCGUCAGCUCUUCCGCUACUCGCUGGCCCACGGCAUUAGCGGCACGCCCAUGUUUUACCUCAACGGCGUGCACUACGACGCUGCCGAUAGCUCGUGGAGCUUUGAGCAGUGGCGCAAGACGAUCCAGGCGCUUGUCGACGCCAACACGCCGGCGACCCAGCACGACGUCGACACAUCGGCUGCGAUGCUCAUGGCGUCGUCGCGCCGACUGCCCUCUCGCCGCGUCUAUCACGGCGACGUGACGGACGGGAUCUGCGACGGCGCCGGCCACGCCUGUGAGUUCUUUCACCAGCAGACCAUGUGCUGCUCGGCCGACGAAGUGUGCAUCGUCCAGCACGGCUGCAAGGCCUUUGCGUAA